This is a messenger RNA of Letharia lupina, 1611 nucleotides long. RefSeq lists its product as uncharacterized. Bases 1 to 1611 code for a protein of 536 amino acids. The transcript has 2 exons. Gene Ontology annotation, molecular function: protein binding. The record is from RefSeq and is a predicted model, not a curated record. Lineage: Eukaryota; Fungi; Ascomycota; Lecanoromycetes; Lecanorales; Parmeliaceae.
AUGGUUGCCCGGGACAAAUACGCUGAGGUGGUAUUGGAAUUGAAGUAUGAUAAGGAGAAUAUGGAGGAUGAGUCUAUGAGCCUUACGCCGGUCUUGGUUAACGGAACAAGUGGGAUGGCGAGUGAGAGGACAUCGAUCAAGAGAAGUCUAGAUCUGUCUGCAAGAAACAACGAGGAGUCCAGCACAGACCUGGUUGAGCUUGGGAACUUGCACACACCAGGAGAGGACCUUCAGGAACAAGCCAUGCAAGGAGAGAAGUCAGGCGAAGGGAAUGAAGAUGGAAAGGACCACAUCACACUCUUGCCUUUCGAGGUCAUGAGUAAGGCAUUCGCUCAGCUCUCUCGCGAGGAACGCUUGACAACCACUUCGCUCGUGUGCAAAAAGUUCAUGGACGUCAAUCGCUCAUACAUCUACAAAUUCAUCCACAUCAAUUUGGGAAACCAACGAGAAGGGGGGGAAGACAACCCAGGUUUGGAAGAGUUCGGAGCAUGGUUCGCUACCCUACUCAAGCAUGACCAACUGCGCGGUCGCGUCGUCUCGUUAGCCUUCAAGGUUCAUCACCACGACCUGUACCUCCAAGUCCAAGGACAUCUGGAAAACUUGGUGAAACAUCUUAAAUCUUUGAGAGAAUUGUCGCUCAACCCUCCACCGUCGCGCUACGACUUUCCAACCAAUCCAAUGACAACUUUUCUGCGACUGGAUUUCUACUACGACAGGACCACCUUCUGGCAAGGCUUCCCUACCCUGCCGCCGCUCGAGCUGACGCAGUUCUUCUACAUCGACCACAUCCGCAAGCUCCAGAUCGAGCACAUUUCCUUGGCGCCAGAGCUGCAUCGCGGCCCUUUCUCCAUCCGCCGAGACAACACAUCACUCAUAGAUGAUCUGCGCUUCAUCGACUGCUCUCCCCAAACCGUGGGAAAAUUGCCCGAUCUCCUACUCUUGCCUCAAUCGCUCAAAUGUUUCGUCCUGGAGACAAAGUGUCCGUGGUCCGUGGCACAGACCCCCCGUGCACGACCGCAUACCAUGGACGCACAGCAGCUUUACCAAGCGUUAGAGCCUCACCAUCGUACUCUUGAGACGCUCGUCAUCGCGUUCAGCGACGGCGCAGGGUUCCUAGGGAAGCCGACGUUGUCCCUUGCGGGCUGGUCGAGUCUGACAACACUCGCUCUCCCGGAGGCAUUCCUCGUCUGCGGGCGUGCGAAGAGGCCUUUGCAUGCCGUGCUGCCUUCCCGACUGGUCGAAUUGCAGAUCCAAUUCCCUCUGCUUAAGCCAUCUAUGAUCCUGCGUCUGGAACAGCUCGCGGAGAACAAGAAGGAUUGCAUGCCCGAGCUCAACCGCGUCGUCGUGUGGCAUCAGGGCCGGGACCAAGAGAACGCGGCCGAGGGUGGCGAUCUGGGGGAUUUGGAAAUGCUCCAGGGUCUGUUCGGGUCUGUCGGCACCGAGUUCGAAUGGUGCUUCGAGUCGGCGUUUGCGGGGACUCCACUGGGGAAGGUGUUGGGGGUCGAGAGCACGGGGGGUCGAGGCCAGAAUGUCCAUGCUCACGUGCUAGAUGCUGAAGGCGCUUCGGGGGUGGGGCUCUAUUACGACGAGGAUACGCAUUCUGUCUUUUGA